CCACUUGCGGAAAAAUCAUAAUUAAUUUUCAGUUCCCCCACGCAGCUUUUGCCGGUUCGUAUUCGGCUUGCAACUCCUACAUGUCUUCCAUGCUGCACUAGAUUCACACCGCCAUCAUAAAGAAGUAAAAACCCAUAGCUACUCUGGUCCAUCAUCUUGCUCUAUUCUCCACAGAAAACCCAUCCGUAUUCUCUGAAAAACAAGCAGGCAUGCUGCAAUAGCAAACAACAGACACCUGACAGAAACUAUAACUAUCCUGCAUGUAGCUCAUACUACUGCAAAUAAGCUAAAACCAUCAUGCUGGAUAUAGCAGACACUGUCUGACUAAGAGCAUGAAGAGGUCAUGUUUUACCCUUCUGGUCCAUUUGGAGCCCCAGUAUUAAAUAUUCAUCAAGGCCUGCGGGUGGUUUAGAAGGUCACUAAAAAUUGAAGGUCCAGAUUGUCAACGCAGCAUAGGAACAAUGCCUGAGAAAACAACUGCGGAGAAUAUUUUGAACAGCCUUGUGGAACUUGCUGAGAGUAGUUCAAAGCAGAAAUCUGUGUCAUUUUUUGGGGAAGAGAAAUCAAACACUGUCACUUCUCAGUUCAAUCGGCUGUUUGGACGCCAGAAGCCUGUCCACCGUCUUUUGGGGGGAGGAAAAUCUGCUGAUGUGUUGUUAUGGAGGAACAAGAAGGUCUCAGCUAGUUUCUUAACUGGUGCAACAACUAUCUGGGUGCUCUUUGAAUGGCUUAAUUACCAUUUUUUAACUCUUGUAUUCUUCGCUCUUGUUCUUGGUAUGCUUGCUCAGUUUAUUUGGUCGAAUGCUUCUGGCUUAUUCAGCAGUGGCAAGUCACAAACUAAGGUCCCCCGUCUUGCGCUGCCCGAGGAGAUCUUUGUCAACAUUGCCAUCUCAAUAAGUGCUGAGAUCAAUCGAGCCUUGAGUUAUCUUCAGGAUGUUGCAUGUGGAGGAAAUAUCAAGCAAUUACUUCUGGUUGUAGCAAGCUUGUGGGCUGCUGCUGUGUUAGGAAGCUGGUGCAAUUUUCUGACUGUUCUGUAUAUUGGUAUUGUUGCUGCCCACACACUGCCAGUUUUCUAUGAGAGGUAUGAAGAUCAAGUUGACAGCUUUGUGUAUAAUGUCCUUGAUCAGAUUCAAGGUCACUAUCGCAAGCUGGAUGCUGGUUUCCUUAGCAAGAUCCCUAAGGGAGGGCUUAAGGGAAAGAAGAAUGAGUAGAAUUAUUUAGUUCUUAAAGAACUUCUAUUGUUAAUCUCAUCUGUCUAUGGGGGGAUUAUGUUUAAAUAUGUAUUUGAAUGGAUAAAGAAGAAAAAUCAUGUUUGUUUGGAUUGAACUGGACAAUUAGCUCCACUUGAAGAAUGGUCUUUGCUGCUUUAUUGAAUUCUGGUUCAAUUGAAUCUUGUCUUGAGAGUUUGUCAUCUUGUAAAACUGUGACUGAUCAGUUUCUAAGAAGCAGCAUUUGAGAAU
This is a messenger RNA of Corylus avellana, 1460 nucleotides long. Lineage: Eukaryota; Viridiplantae; Streptophyta; Magnoliopsida; Fagales; Betulaceae. The record is from RefSeq and is a predicted model, not a curated record.